AGCGUGGAGCCUGGAGCCGGCCCGAUCCCGCAGCCGAGGGAGCAGAGCGCCCCGGCGUGCCAUGGGGCUGUGCUGAGCGCCCGGCCCCGCCACCCGCCCGCCGCUCCGUGCCCCGCCGUGCCCCGCGGCCAUGGCCCCGAUGGGCAUCCGCCUCUCGCCGCUAGGCAUGGCCGUCUUCUGCCUGCUGGGGCUGGGCGUCCUCUAUCAUCUCUACUCCGGUUUCCUGGCCGGCCGCUUCGCCUUCUUCAUGCUGAGCGAGCCGGCGGCUGGCGGGCCCGAAACGCCCCGCGGAUCCGUGCCCGGCGGUGCCGUGGACCUGCGGGAGCUGCUGGCCGUGUCCGUCCUGGCCGCCGUCAGGGGCGGGGAAGAGGUGAAGCGGGUCCGCGAAGGCAACGUCCUCAAUGCCAAGGCGAAAGGGAAGACGAGGGAAGGGGCUGAGGAGCAGCUGACCAGCGGCGACCUGCUCUCCAACCGCAGGAUGUUCUACCUGCUGAAGAGCGCCUUCCCCGCCGUGCAGAUUAACUCGGAGGAGCGCGUCGAUACAGCCGAGCAGGAGACAGUCGCUUGGGAUCGCAGCAUUCCUGAAGACAUCAAGCAAAAAGUACAGCCUAAAGAGGUUCCAGCAGAGAGUGUCACUGUCUGGAUUGAUCCUUUGGAUGCUACACAAGAGUACACAGAGGAUCUUCGACAGUACGUCACGACGAUGGUUUGCGUGGCUGUGAAUGGUAAACCAGUGAUAGGAGUGAUACACAAACCAUUCUCAGCAUACACAGCCUGGGCGAUGGUGGACGGCGGCUCAAACGUCAAACCUCGUUCCUCCUACAAUGAGAGAAGUCCAAGGAUUAUUGUGUCCCGCUCCCAUGCAGGAAAAGUUGAGCAGGUUGCACGGCAGACAUUUGGGAACAAGACUGUGAUAAUCCCAGCUGGAGGAGCAGGUUAUAAAGUCUUGGCCCUCCUCGACGUGGCUGAAAAGAAUCAGGAGGAAGCUGAUGUGUACAUCCAUGUCACCUACAUCAAGAAGUGGGACAUAUGUGCUGGAAAUGCAGUCUUGAGAGCAUUGGGUGGCCAUAUGACCACCCUGACUGGUGAAGAAAUUAGUUACACUGGCUCAGAUGGCAAUGAGGGAGGACUUAUAGCCAGUAUCAACAUGAACCAUAAAGCACUAAUUGAAAAACUUCCAGAUCUGGAAAAAACAUCACACAAAUAAACUUGACUGAUGGAGAAGUACAAAGUCAUGCUUGGGCAGCCUCCAAAUGCUCUGUCUGAGGAAGCAGGUGUGAAACCCUGCUGGGAGAGGUGCACAGCAAACCAGUUUGCUGUUGGUUUGGGGGGGGCUGUAUCUCAUGCAUUGGGUUUUUUCAGUGGUGGUAUUUAAGAAGAAGGAAUAAAACAAUAAUAAUCAGAGGUAGGAAGGGGACUGUGUGCCUCUGGCCUCACUUUCCAUGGUCUGGGGUUUCAUUUCAGACUGUUCUCAUGCAGUUCUCACACUCAAGGUGCAUAUGUUUGUGGAUGUGGGGGAACUACAGAAAAAGCCAAACUGAUCCAGACAAUACCAGAAGUAGUUCCCACAGGAACUUCUUGGAACCUUUUCCAUCUCGUUACUGUAGUUGUAGCAACUCCAUAAUGAAUUAGGUAGGGGGAAAGAAAAAAUCCAAACCCAAGCAACAAAAAAAAGUUGAUUUGUGUAGGCAUCUGAUAAGUCUGUCAACAAUUCAGCAGGAAACAUGCCCCUGUGUGGUGUAUCCCCUGAACAGAAAGCACAAGAAGGCUGACACAAAUUGCUAUGCAGCAGCAGUUUCUCUUUGGCACUCCUGCUUUUAAAGAGAAUUAAAAGGAAAAAAGCUCUCUAUUAUUUUGCCUUUUUUUUUUUUUAAUUCCUCUUCUUCUUUUUUCCUUUUUCCUGAAGCUGUAAACCAGUUCAGUUUGGAUGGGUUGUGAAUAUCAGUGCUUUGUUAAUCAGUGUAAUCGUUGCCAUGGUUUGAAAAGAGGACAACCUUUCCUUGUGUGGUUUUUUAACAGUUGCUUCUUGUCUUUGAUUUCUAUGUGUGGUGUUGAAGAUGCAUGCUGGAUUUUCCCUCUGGUGUAGGACUUGUUCAUCAUUUGUUUGUGCCUGUAGAAGCAGCCUCUUCUUCCUUCACUACCUGUUUAGGUUUUUUUUUUGGUUGAUUGGUUUUGUCUAUUGAGCAGAGUCAUAUGGAAUGAGUGUAACAGAAACACUGCAUCAAUUGGUUGUUCCCCUCCACAACCUGAGAUACAAGCCAGCAAUUUUUCUACCACCCCAGGAACAACUUGCUGUCUCAUUUUUGGUUCAUCCAACAUCCUUUCCUGCAGAAAAGCCAGCCCAGACAGCUUGUGGAAAUGGAAACUACCUGAACCUGAAUCUCUUCAAGCAGCUCUGAAGAACCUGUGGUGCUUGGAGUACAGCAGGGUCUGCAAAACUUUGCCAGUAACUGUUCUUUGUCAGUCCAUUGUGCAGAGAGCAGGAUGAUUUAAAUGACUUAAAAUGUACUAAAAAAAAGUUGCUUUUCUGUUGAACAACACAGGUUGCAAUUCACAUAGGAAAAAUAGGUAUGAGGAGCCUGGUCUAAAAACCUAAUGAGUCAUAGAAUCACAGAAUCAGUCAGGGCUGGAAGGGACCACAAGAAGCAGCCAGUUCCAACCCCCCUGCCAUGCCCAGGGACACCCUACCCUAGAGCAGGCUGCACACAGCCUCAGCCAGCCUUGCCUUGAACACCUCCAGCCAUGGGGCUUCCACCACUUCCCUGGGCAACCCAUUCCAGCCUCUCACCACUCUCAUGCUCAACAACUUCCUCCUCACAUCCAGGGUGAAUCUCCCCACCUCCAACUUUGCUCCAUUCCCCCCAGUCCUGGCACUCCCUGAGAGCCUCAAAAGUCCCUCCCCAGUUUUUUUUUUGUUGGCCCUCUUGGUGUCACAGAGGUUGAAUGCACAAGAAUUAAGUAGGCAAUUCAGCCAGCCUGUGGCAGGUUGUGGCUUUAGAUACAGGAUGAGACCAUGUGGGAACUUUCUUUGGGACUGCUUUUAUUUUGGCUAUGAUUCUGUCCCUUCACUGCAUCAGCUUCUGUAUGAGAAAUGUGCUGUAAGAUGCAUUUUAGUUGCAGGUAUGUAGCAGGAAGCAGAAGUGUUUGCCUGAAUGACUUUUCUUUAGGAUAAUAAGAUCUAAGGAUAUGCUCCAGCCCUCCUUUUCUUAUGCUGGCCAAAAGCUCCCUGAGACAAGACUGCUAACUCAGCACUCAAAAGCUGCUCGACUUUUGAACCCCACUUUCUGUAUGGCAGCUCUUACAAAGCAGUCGUAGCCCUUCCCACUCCACAAGCAGGUGUUGUCACUCAGAGGACAUAGCAACAAACUGUUGAAGCCUUACAUGGUGUUUUUCAGAUGCCACACCAGCUCCUUCAGCUCUCCCGAGAGAGGUUCAGAAGUGCUCAUCUGAUUUCCUUCUAAGGCUCCCUCUUGAGCCAGCAGUUAGCAGCUACUUUUCCCUCUUUGCUGCUCCUCAUUUUGCUGCUCCUCCUCUUUGCUCCAUGUGGACAAAAAAGAUGAGAAGCAUGGAGGUAGAAACCCUGCCAGAAUGGGAGAGCCACAGCAAGGAACUAUCCUCAGUCUGUUAAUGCUUGGGAGCAAGGUUUAAGGUGCUACUCCAGCCAAAAGUGUGCUAGAUGCCAAUAAAAGAGAGGCAUCUUGAAGAGAGGUUCAUGUGGGUGGUGGCAAUGGGCAUGCAGAGGAGGUGCAAGUGGCUUAAGAAGUUCAACUGCCUUUAAAAGGAGGAGAAGCAGGCAGCUUUUCAGUGUAAUGCUACAAGCAUUCAGCAUUUCUCUGGGUGCAGAGCUUCACUGCUCCUGGAAGAGGCUUCUCUGUGGAAGGCCUGAUUGUCCUGAAGUUCCAGCAGCAGCCCCUCUGAAUUCCAUGUGAGCAGAACCAAGCCAGAUAAAAGACAAGCAGUAAAUUAAGCUCAGUUCUGAAGAGCUCAGCUUCUGCCAGUUGAGCAAACAGCCUGGGUUGUGAUAAACUCACCUUUGGCAUCUUCAGUCUGUGUUAGCAGAGGACUUGGAAGCAUCAUCCCAGGGUCCUGAGACUGGGAGUGUUUGAGGGGGUGGUUUAACAGCUGAUAGAGCCCACUUCCAGGUAACUAUUUGCAGUGUUGAUGGUUCCAUAUUUGUGAUUCACUUCUGUCCUUUUGUUUUCUCCCCAGAGGAGCAGCAACACUCCUGCACUUUUCCUGUUGUCCCACCAAACUCUGUUAGCAUUUUCCAAUUGUGUGCCAAGCUGAAAUAAUUCUCACAAAUAAACUCUCUGAAAAUA
Molecule: messenger RNA, 4319 nt
Organism: Pogoniulus pusillus (Red-fronted tinkerbird)
Lineage: Eukaryota; Metazoa; Chordata; Aves; Piciformes; Lybiidae
Gene: BPNT2
Product: 3'(2'), 5'-bisphosphate nucleotidase 2
Exons: 5
Coding region: 131-1207 (358 amino acids)
Biological process (GO): skeletal system development; phosphatidylinositol phosphate biosynthetic process
Cellular component (GO): endomembrane system
Molecular function (GO): 3'-nucleotidase activity
Source: RefSeq, a predicted model, not a curated record